GGAGCACCAAACACCACCAGCCGUAGCCGCAGCAGCAGCAGCGAAAGGGGCAGGGAGGAAGGAAGGCAGGCGCAGGCACCGCGGCCCCUUUUCCCCAGCGCCAGCUCUUUGGCUGCCUUCCCGGCUGAGCAAGGGCGAGGAAAGCCAGCCGGCCACCCCCCUCGGCGGGCGGGAGCCCACCAGCCUUGCGGAGGGCGCUCGGCCACGCUGGAGGGGCUCAAGACCCCCUUGGAAGGAGAAGCGUGGGGGGGAGAAAGGCGCAGCAAGGCGGACCUUGCCUGCCUGACUGCCUGCGGGGUCGGUUCCGGCGUGGCUGGGCGCUGCGGAGGCCGAGCUCCGCUGAUCGGGAGCCAGCGACCGGCCCCUGAGCCUCGAUGGAGACGGCGCCCUUCCCGCACCCGUUGGCUCCCGAGCCCGAACCCGGUCCGGUUCGGCCGGCCGGCGAGAAACGCUUCCCUCUCUGGUACGUGGGUUGCACCAGCCUGGACCGGCGCGCCACGCUGCCCAUGUUGCCCUGGCUGAUGGCCGAAGUCCGGCGGCGCAGUCAGAAGCCCGAGCCGGGCGCGGCUCCGGCCCGGGAGGUGCUGCUGCUGUUGGGCGCGCCCACCCUGCGCUGCGUGCCUUCUUCGCCCGCCGGCGGCGGCCCCGGCUCGGCCGUCUUCAUCUUCGAGCACAAAGCGCAGCACAUCUCGCGCUUCGUCCACAACAGCCAGGACCUCACCUACUUCGCCUACCUGAUCAAGGCGCAGCCCGACGACCCCGAAUCGCCCGUCGCCUGCCACGUCUUCCGAGCCACCGACCCCAACCAGGUCCCAGAUGUCAUCAGUAGUAUAAGACAGGCUUCCAAAGUUGCCCUCAAAGAAGACGUCAAGCCCAAUAAAGAAAAUGAAGAUGCCUUCUACAACUCCCAAAAGUUUGAGGUGCUGUAUCGUGGGAAGGUGACGGUGGCCCACAAAAAGGCUCCCUCCUCCCUCAUCGACGAUUGCAUCGAGAAGUUCCACCUCCACGAACGUCAGCGCCUGAAGCUGCUGAGCGAGCACUGCAGCACCGAGUCCAGCAUGGACCUCAUGACAUGGGAGGAUGGUCCCUCUUCCCCUUUGGACAACCCAUUUCAGGAGGUGGAGGGUUCCAGUGGAGGCACCCCGGGGAUGUUCAUUGUGGGGAGCCAGACCAACCUGACCAGUUUGGCCAGCUGCCGGACCUCUUUCCCUGAGCGGAUCCUGGAGGACUCGGGAGUGGAGGAGCAGCUGGAGUUUCGUUCUCGCUGCAGCAGUGCUGCCAGCCUGCAAAGGAAAGCUCAGGAGAAUAACGCCAAGCCUUCAUCCCGAAGGCGCCAUGCCAGUGCCCCAAGCCACGUCCAGCCCUCUGACUCUGAAAAAAACAGGACAAUGUUGUUUCAGGUUGGUCGGUUUGAAAUUAACCUCAUCAGUCCAGACUCCAAAUCAGUUGUCUUGGAGAAGAACUUCAAAGACAUCUCCUCAUGUUCUCAGGGCAUAAAGCACAUUGAUCAUUUUGGUUUUAUAUGUCGGGAAUCCACCGAACCUGGAAUAAACCAGUAUGCUUGCUAUGUCUUCCAGUGUGCGAGCGAAUCUCUGGUGGAUGAGAUCAUGCUGACUCUGAAGCAAGCCUUUAGCACAGCAGCUGCCCUGCAGAAUGCCAAGACCCAGAUCAAACUGUGCGAGGCCUGCCCGAUGCACUCCCUCCACAAGCUGUGUGAAAGGAUCGAAGGACUUUAUCCGCCAAGAGCCAAGCUUGUAAUUCAGAGGCACCUGUCCUCUCUCAGUGACAACGAGCAGGCGGACAUCUUUGAGCGUGUUCAGAAAAUGAAGCCGGUUAGUGACCAGGAAGAAAACGAGCUGCUGAUUUUCCACCUGCGGCAGUUGUGCGAGGCGAAGCAAAAGACCCACAUCCACAUUGACGAGACCCCCAUGAACGCGUCUAAUAACACAAUCCCCGAAAACACCACCAGUAGUGGAAGAUUCACCCUGGAUAUCCUGAAGAACAAAGCCAAGAAAUCCUUAACCAGCUCACUCGAAAACAUCUUCUCCAGGGGAGCCAGCCGCAUGCGUGGUCGUCUGGGGAGCACGGAGAGCUUUGAAAGGUGCAACCACCUGACUUUCGACAAAGACUGCUCCUCUGGGGACUCCCCACCUUCCACACCUCCGGCGUCUCCCGUUGCCUUGGCUGGACACCCGUUUCCCGAAGAGGACUCCGAUUCUCCUCAGUUUAGGAGACGCGCACAUACUUUCAGCCACCCGCCCUCCGCCUCCAAGAAGAGGAUCACUUUCCAGAAUGGAAGGUCUCAAAGUGUCCGGUCACCCCUCCUGAGGCAAAACUCAGCCGAACAGAGCAGCGAUGUGGAGAAAAGGAAGAGGACUUCCUCCGUGUGCAGCAGUGACUCUCUAAAUGCUGGUGGUAUCACCCUGCCCCCCCGUCGGAUCUCCUGGCGGCAGAGGAUCUUCCUAAGGGUGGCAUCCCCCAUGAAGAAGUCUCCUUCAGCCAUGCAGCUUGAAGAUGGCUGUGAUGAAAAAGAACUGCUGCCGUUAUCUCCGCUUCCACCGUCCUUUGACGAAGUGCCCCUGGUUUCCUUCUUGCAAAAUGAGGAUGUUGAGGACCAGACUGGAGAGAAGAAGAAGUCGGAGGAGCUGCAGAGCCUGUGGAGAAAAGCGAUCCACCAGCAGAUCCUCCUCCUUCGGAUGGAGAAGGAAAACCAGAAACUGGAAGCGAGCAGAGACGAGCUCCAAUCCAGGAAAAUUAAGCUGGACUAUGAGGAAGUUGGAACCUGUCAGAAGGAUGCCAUUAACAUCUGGGACAAGAAACUGUUGAAUUGCAGAGCCAAGAUCAGAUGUGAUGUGGAAGACAUUCAUACCACCCUGAAAGAUGGUGUCCCCAAAAGCCGCCGGGGAGAAAUUUGGCAGUUUCUGGCCGUGCAGCACCGCGUCAGACACCGGCUCCCAAAUAAGCAACAGCCUCCUGACAUCUCCUACAAAGAUCUCUUGAAGCAGCUGACAACGCAGCAGCAUGCCAUCCUGGUGGACCUGGGAAGGACUUUCCCCACCCAUCCCUACUUUUCGGCUCAACUGGGCGCAGGACAGCUCUCGCUCUUCAACCUGCUGAAAGCCUACUCCUUGCUGGACAAGGAGGUGGGCUAUUGUCAAGGCAUCAGUUUCGUGGCCGGCGUGCUGCUCCUCCACAUGAGUGAAGAGCAAGCCUUCGAAAUGCUGAAAUUCCUCAUGUAUGAUCUCGGGUUCCGGAAACAGUACAGGCCCGACAUGAUGUCACUGCAGAUCCAGAUGUACCGCUGCAAGCUGCUUCAUGAUUAUCACCGGGAUCUUGACCACCAUCUGGAAGAAAACGAUAUCAGCCCCGCCUUUAAUGCUGCACCCUGGUUUCUCACUUUAUUUGCCUCGCAAUUUCCCCUGGGAUUCGUAGCCAGAAUCUUUGAUAUCAUUUUCCUUCAAGGUACAGAAGUCAUAUUUAAGGUAGCACUAUGCCUGCUUAGCACCCAGGAGGAGAGCAUCAUGUCGUGUGAGACAUUUGAAGGCAUUGUUGAGUUUCUUAAGAACACUCUGCCAGACAUGUCACAGCCCCAGAUGGAGAAGAUAAUGGCCCAGGUAUUUGAGAUGGACAUUUCCAAACAGCUUCAUGCCUAUGAGGUGGAGUACCAUGUCGCAGGACGAUUGCAAGAGAACCUGAGCCCUUGUGAGGAGAUUGAAGCUUCAGAGAAACUUGAAAGGGCCAACAGUCAGCUGAAGAGGCAGAAUAUGGACCUCUUAGAGAAACUUCAGAUAGCCCAUUCUAAGAUCCAAGGCGUGGAGGCCAACUUGGAAGAGGCCCUGAGGAGGGAGACCCAGAUGAUGAUUUUAAUCCAGUCCCUGGAAGAGGAAAAGGUUCUAUACCAGAAGACCUUGGAGAAGAUCUGCAGCUACCUGCCCCAAGAGGCCCUGUCUGACUGUGAAGAGCUGCUGAAAGAAGUCAACUGUCAUCCAAACAAAUUCUAGAAGGAAGCCAUAAAUGAGGGAGAGGACGCAAUGGGGAAAAAAGAGAGAGGAGAGAGAAUAUGGUUUCUCAUAGAUGGAAACAAAGAAACAGGCCAGGCCACUGCUGGAAGGGAGAUCCACCUCAUCUCACAAGAUUCUACAAGUAGCAGCCGCAGUAGCGAAAAGGCCUUUUUUUCAACCUCAAUAUGCAAAUCCCAAGUUCAUGUCUUCUUCUUUUUUAUAUAACGCAUGUACAUAAUUUGCAGUGCGCAGAACAAAAGACGGGAUCGAAUGAAGAAGGUCAGGUGUACAUUUAGGGCUGAUCGAAACGGGGAAAACCGGUGGAAUUUGAGACUGCUUGUAACUUAAACAUGGGAGACUCUACCUUCCCACAGCCAAGGAAGGCAACGGGGUCUUUUCUACACACUGAUCAACACUUGAAAAACUAAAAAUAAAAAGCAAGAAUGUAUUUACACCUCCAAAAAGCAGCACAGGUCCCAGCUGAGGGGUGGGCUGAGGGGUGGGAUGGGGGGUGCUGUGCAUGUCUGCUACAUGUUGGGGGUCCAUUUCUAAAGUUCCUCAGGGAACUUUAUCUCUGGUCCUUCCUUUGCGCUGGGAACAGUUGUGCUCCAGCGGACACACAACUGGCCUCUCCUCCUGUCCCCUUCAGGGAGAGCUAGUGAUGAAAAGUUGAUGAAAAGUCACCCAUUCCCUAUCCUGAAAAGCAAAGAAGACCUAUCAGGGACCCCCUUUCACUCCCCCUUCCUUGUGAGACAGAGAACGAAAACAAUGAGUGUUUAAGGUGUGGCUGGGGUGGGAGUGUGUCAGAACGCAGGUAGGACUUUCCAAGCAAGCUCCUCUCCUGGGGAAAGUUGCCUGAAAUGCUUGGGAUCAACUCCUUUCCUAUGACUUGCAGGAAUUCGUUGGGUUGAGUGUUAUCUUAGCCCCUUGUAGAUUCUUCAUGCUCUUGAGAUUUAGUUGUGCCACGGUCCGCCCUGUCACUUCAGCAAUGGCUCAGAGAUGCUAUGGAGCACUACAAGUCCUGAGAGGCUUAAAUAGGAUAGAUGGGAUGUCCUUCAGCUGAAUGCCAAAUCCUGAAGCCCGAUUCCACUUGGCCAAGGAGAAAUCCUUGUAAGAUCUUCCUACUUCCUCAAUUCUCUAGCUUUUUUCCUCUUCAAAAGUUAGUAUUUCUUCCACAGGGAAGAUCCCAUAAACCUUCAACGUUGCACCUGCAACGGAAGAACAAAUAGGUGGUCACCAAAUUUAACGCCAAGGGGAGUGGCUACCCCUAUGUGGUAGUUUGUACAUUUCAGCAUAACAUGUCUGUAUCCUCCUCUUCUUUUUUUAAGAAGCAUUAAGAAGCAGAGAUUCGGCUUCUUGAAAAUCUAGCAAUUUCUGGAUGGCGUUGAUUGUUUUUAUUAUUCUUAUUAUCAUCAACAUCAUUGUUUGCUGCUGUGCCUAUUUCUUAAGUACGUUUUUCUGGGAUUUUUUUUUGGGGGGGGAAGCUAUUUCUGCCAUGCAGACCAGGCACUGAAAUCAACGUUUGAUCUAUCAAAAGGAUGAAAAUAGCAAUCAGCCAACACAAGAAAUAUGUUUUGGAACAUGUUGUGUCGUUUCCCCCCCCCACACAUUGGGAACGACUUGUCGUGUUUCUCCAGCUGCUUUCUCUAAAAUUGUGCCAAAUUCAGCCAAGUGUCUUCCUUGUCCAAAAACAGGUGUGGGUGACAGUGCUUCCAUUAUGCAAAGAACAAGCAAAACCAAGGAGAACACAGUCGGCAUUCUCCUCCACCCGCUGCUGCGUAAGUCCAACCCGCCUCCCCCCCCCUUUUUAAAAAAAUCCUGAUCAUAUAAUUUCUUAGUUUUCCUGGGCAAC
Molecule: messenger RNA, 5853 nt
Organism: Thamnophis elegans (Western terrestrial garter snake)
Lineage: Eukaryota; Metazoa; Chordata; Lepidosauria; Squamata; Natricidae
Gene: TBC1D4
Product: TBC1 domain family member 4
Source: RefSeq, a predicted model, not a curated record